Molecule: messenger RNA, 1269 nt
Organism: Gekko japonicus
Lineage: Eukaryota; Metazoa; Chordata; Lepidosauria; Squamata; Gekkonidae
Product: transmembrane protease serine 11F-like
Exons: 9
Coding region: 25-1215 (396 amino acids)
Biological process (GO): proteolysis
Molecular function (GO): serine-type endopeptidase activity
Source: RefSeq, a predicted model, not a curated record
CCAUGGAAGAUCGCACUGAUUGUCAUGGCAGUGUUGGCGCUUGUUGCAAUAGUCAUUGGGUUGCUUGUAUACUUUUUGGUGUACGACCAAAAGAAGUUCUAUUACAGUGCUGCCUUUAGAAUCAACAACGUGGGCUAUCAGCCUAGCCUGGAAAAACAGACCUCAGCUGAAUUUAGAGAACUGAGCACAGCCGUCGAGACACUGAUCAACCAGGCAUUUCAAGCUCAUUCUUUAAGGAAAAAAAUGAUCCAUUCCUAUGUCGUGAGGUUCAGCCCAGAUGAGGGGGCUGUGCUGGCAGAUGCAGUGCUGGUCUUUAAGUUUGUUGCCUCGGACAGCCGAAAGGUGCUCUGGGAGAGUGUCAACAGUGCUCUGCUGAGAAGGCUGAGGGCACCAACGGGGUCCUUGAGUAUUGACCUGGCAUCUUACCGGCUUUCAGAGAUUCCUGCAGAAAGUGGUGGAAAUCUUAUCUACAGCUGCUGCGGGACACGAGUUGACAGAUCCGUAGAAAGGAUUUAUGGUGGGAACAUUGCCGAGAAAGGGGAGUGGCCCUGGCAAGCCAGCCUGCAGCUGAAUGGCGUCCAUCGCUGCGGGGCGUCCCUGAUCAGCAACGACUGGCUGGUGACUGCCGCUCAUUGCUUCAGAGGGUUCAAGGAUGUCAAUAGCUGGAGGACUAGCUUUGGGGCCCGUUUGAGGCCCCCAACAAUGAAGAGGAGUAUUCGCAAGAUCAUUGUCCACGAACACUAUGCAGAUAAUGUCAUGAGCCACGAGUACGACAUUGCCCUUGCACAGAUCUCUCCCCCGGUGCAGUUCACAGCCGAUGUGCAUCGUGUCUGCCUUCCAGAGGCUAGGCAAGUCUUCCCAGACAACACCUCGUGCUUUGUCACGGGGUGGGGAGCUCUGAAGGAUGACGGUCCCAGUGUCGGUGAGCUUCGUGAAACAGAAGUAAUGAUAAUAGGCAAUGAGGUUUGCAACAGAAGAGAAGUCUACAAUCAGGUUAUUACACCUGGAAUGCUGUGUGCUGGAUAUCUGGAAGGAGGGAGCGAUGCUUGCCAAGGUGACUCUGGUGGCCCACUGGUGACUCCGGAUCCAAGAGACAGGUGGUACCUUGUUGGCAUCGUCAGCUGGGGGGAUGAAUGUGCCAAACCCAACAAGCCAGGAGUCUACACGCGGGUGACCUACUAUCGAGACUGGAUUGCUGCCCAUACUGGAGUCUGAAAUUGCAGGCGGGAUUCACUUUGCAAGCAGCAUCCGAGCCUGGAACUCUGAGAU